This is a messenger RNA of Emys orbicularis (European pond turtle), 1786 nucleotides long. It is a transcript of the gene TSEN54, whose product is annotated as tRNA splicing endonuclease subunit 54. Bases 1 to 1584 code for a protein of 527 amino acids. The transcript has 11 exons. Lineage: Eukaryota; Metazoa; Chordata; Testudines; Emydidae. Gene Ontology annotation, cellular component: tRNA-intron endonuclease complex. The record is from RefSeq and is a predicted model, not a curated record. Gene Ontology annotation, biological process: tRNA-type intron splice site recognition and cleavage.
AUGGAGGCCGAGCUGGAGCCCCGCGCGGCCCGCCUCUUCAGCCCAGCUGAGCUGCUGGCAGCUCGGACGCGUGACUGCAAGGUUCCUCAGCACUCACACGGACAGAAGGACUUCAUCCCUGAUAGCUCGGAAGAGCAGGCAGAGAGGCUGCACCGGUGUCGGGAGGAGCACUGGCAGCUCCUGGCAGAGGAGCGCGUGGAGAGGCUGGGAAGUUUGGUGAAAGCUGAAUGGAAGCCACGAGAGGGCAUCGUGGAGCUGAAAUCCCCUGCGGGGAAGUUCUGGCACACUAUGGGGUUCACAGAGCAUGGCAAACAGUGCCUGCUGCCAGAGGAAGCCCUCUAUCUACUGGAAUGCGGCUCUAUUCAGCUCUUUUACAGGGACCUGCCCUUGUCCGUACAAGAAGCCUAUGAGACCCUGCUGUCCCAAGGGACGGUGAGCCUGCUGCAGUACCAGGUGUUCAGCCACUUGAAGAGACUGGGUUACAUUGUGCUGAGAUUCUGCCCCAGUGCUGUCUCAUCUCAAUACGAGAGGCAGCUGAACCUGGACAGUUCUUGCAAGAGCUCUGGAAAACGCCAUCACAAAAGGAAGAGGAGCUCCAGCCCCUGGUUACAAGACAAGAAACCGAAGGCAUCUGGGAAUCCUCCAGAAGGUGAAGGGACUCCAGAAAAGGCCAGUGGCAGCUGUGGCGGUCCCAGUCACCCAGCCUCUGGGGGGAGCUGUUUGUCAGAGAAGUCAAAAGAGUCCGAUCCUGCCAGUGGAGAGGGGGAGUCAGACCAAGUUCCCACUGAUGCAGUACAACUCAGCAAGCCCCCCAGUCGCUCACAAGCUCAGGCUGGAGACUAUGGGAAGGCAGCUGGGGACAGCUGCAGUGGCACCCACCUGCCCCGCUGGGACUUCACCAGAAUCGCCUUCCCCAACAUGGCUUCUGACUGCCCACACACCUUCCUGCCACAGCCUGACGAAAGACUGCUCCCAGAGAACGUAGCUGGGCGGGAGGCCGACGCCACCCGCUGGCGCAAGCUGGUCAACCAGAAGCGUGAGAAGUUGACACGGAAGGAGCGGGAGCAGCGGGAGAGGGAGAGCAGAUACAAGAGCAGUGUCAAUGCGGACAGGGAGGUGAGGCGCUGCUCCAACUGGCAGGAAUACAAGGAGCUUCUGAAGCAGAGGAGACAGCGGAGGGCAGGGAGGCGGCCUUCGCAUCUGUGGGACCAGCCUGUCACCCCGCUGGUGAAGUCGGAUCAAGUGGCCUCAGCAGCUGCUGUCCUCCAGCAGAUCAGUGUGCUGCAGCCUUCCCACAUCCUGGAUGGAGCCUCCCGGCUGCAGGAGGAUACAGAGGGCAUGAAGAUAGACUUCAGUGUGUAUCAAGCAGAUGCAGUUGCCAACUUCAAGAAGAACAACCCUGGGAAGCCGUAUGCCAGGAUGUGUGUGCGGAGAUUUGACGAGCAGAUCCCAUCCCUGCGGGCAGUGAAGCAGCUUGCCUAUCAGAGUGAGGAUGUCCCAGUGGUCUUUGCACUGGUGGACAAUGGAGACAUUGCUUUUUACUCUUUCAAGGAGUUCAAGCUGCCUGUUGAUAUUUAUAACUGAAGUUACCAUCCCUUGGAGAAAUGGCUUUGGGGCAAAGGGUGAGGGACUUUACUCAAGACUUAAUUUCCUGAUUCAUGGACUAUUAUAUCAAAUAGAAUCUCUGAUAACCAGUCUGCAUGCAGGAGGGAUAACCAUCUUAUCCACUGCUCCAGGCCUCAGCCAGCUAGGAACUAGCUCAUUCGUAAAAGCAAGAUACACUUCA